AUGGUUAACGUUGUUCUAGGUUCUCAGUGGGGUGACGAAGGUAAGGGUAAGUUGGUGGACCUGCUGGUCGGCAAGUACGACAUCGUGGCACGUAGUGCCGGUGGUAACAACGCCGGGCACACUAUUGUGGUGGAUGGUGUCAAGUACGAUUUCCACAUGCUACCCUCCGGACUGGUGAACCCUAAUUGCCAAAACUUGAUUGGUAACGGUGUUGUCAUUCACGUGCCCUCUUUCUUCAAGGAACUAGAGAAUCUAGAGGCCAAGGGCCUUAAGGGUGCCCGUGAGAGACUAUUCGUAUCCUCUAGAGCACACUUGGUCUUUGAUUUCCACCAACGUACGGAUAAAUUGAGAGAAGCCGAGUUAUCCGGUCAAUCCAAGGACGGAAAGAACAUCGGAACUACAGGAAAGGGUAUCGGUCCUACCUAUGCGACGAAAUCUUCAAGAUCUGGUCUCAGAGUUCACCACUUGGUCAAUGACGAGCCUGAGGCUUGGGACGAGUUUGUCACUAAGUACAAGAGACUUGUGGCUACUAGACAACAACGUUACGGCCCAUUCGAUUAUGACGUUGAUGAAGAACUGGCUCGUUACAAGAAGUACAGAGAAGAACUGAAACCUUUUGUUGUUGACUCGGUUGUAUUCAUGCAUGAUGCCAUCAAGGCCAACAAAAAGAUCUUAGUUGAAGGUGCUAAUGCUCUGAUGCUUGACAUCGACUUUGGUACCUACCCUUACGUUACCUCUUCUAACACCGGUAUUGGUGGUGUUUGUACAGGUUUGGGUAUUCCUCCUAGGUAUAUUGACGAAGUUUUCGGUGUCGUUAAGGCAUACACCACUAGAGUCGGUGAAGGCCCAUUCCCAACCGAACAACUAAACGAAGACGGUGAGAAAUUGCAAACUAUUGGUGCCGAAUUCGGUGUUACCACUGGUCGUAAGCGUCGUUGUGGCUGGCUAGAUUUGGUGGUGCUGAAGUAUUCUACUUUGAUUAACGGUUACACCAGCUUGAACAUCACCAAGCUGGAUGUUUUGGAUACUUUCAAGGAAAUCAAGGUUGGUGUUUCUUACUCCUUGAGGGGUAAGAAGCUAGAUUUGUUCCCUGAGGAUCUGAUCACUUUGGGCAAGGUCGACGUGGAAUACGUCACUUUGCCAGGCUGGAACGAAGAUAUUACGAAAAUUACCAAAUACGAAGAAUUACCAGCUAAUGCGCAAAAGUACUUGAAAUUUAUCGAGGAUUUUGUUGGUGUUCCAAUUGAAUGGGUUGGUACUGGUCCUGCUAGAGAAAGUAUGUUGCACAAGGAAUUAAAAUAA
Messenger RNA from Lachancea fermentati, 1302 nucleotides. The record is from the annotation of a GenBank genome assembly. NCBI's taxonomy places the organism in Eukaryota, Fungi, Ascomycota, Saccharomycetes, Saccharomycetales, Saccharomycetaceae.